ACUAUACAUUUCAUUGUCGAUCAAAAAUGUCAACCGUAUAUAAACCGAUGAUUGAAGGUUUUCGGAUAUGGUAUAAAUGCAUUCGAAGUAUACAUACAAUACUAAAAUUAGACGGACCCAUGCACAGCUGGCGAGUUUAGAAUUCUAUCCAUAUUGGAUAUAAAGAGUUAAUUUAUUUUAUUAUAAAUAUGGAAGGAUUUAUGUUUUAUUGUAUUCAGCAUUCGUCCGUACAGUACCAUGGAUAUCUAGAUGAAAAACAGGAUUACGAUGGCAGCUUUAGCUUAAUCUUUACAUUGCCCGAGAAAGUUGGGGCACUUUGUGGAGCAUUGAGAAUAUUCGAGAAACACCGUGUGAACCUUCAUCAUAUAGAAUCUCGUCCCUCCAAACAAGACAAGGCGUUGUAUGCGUUCUUCGUAUCAUGUGACAACAAAACAGGAGGACUCAAAGAAGCCAUACAAGAACUUAAGGAGAAAUCUACGACAUUUAGUAUAUUGUCAAGAGAUUCUGAUAAAGAUGCUAUUCCAUGGUUUCCACGAAAGAUUGUUGAACUGGAUCGUUUUGCAAACCAGAUUUUAAGCUACGGAUCAGAAUUGGAUUCAGAUCACCCUGGGUUUACUGACAAAAUUUACAGAGCAAGACGAAAAGAGUUCGCAGACAUAGCAUUUAAUUACAAACAUGGACAAGAAAUACCAAGAGUUACCUACACACCGGCCGAAAUUAAAACGUGGGGGACCAUCUUCAGAGAAUUAACAAAGUUAUACCCAACACAUGCUUGUCGUGAGUUCAACCACAUAUUCCCCCUGUUGUGUGAUAACUGUGGGUUUAAAGAGGACAACCUACCACAAUUACAAGAUAUUUCAAACUUUUUACAAGACUGCACAGGAUUCAGAUUACGACCUGUAGCUGGAUUACUCUCGUCACGUGAUUUCCUUGCUGGUCUAGCGUUUCGAGUAUUUCAUUCUACUCAAUACAUCAGACAUGGAUCAAAACCAAUGUACACACCAGAACCAGAUAUAUGCCAUGAAGUACUUGGACAUGUGCCUUUAUUUGCUGAUCCGUCAUUUGCACAGUUCUCACAAGAAAUUGGAUUGGCAAGUCUUGGUGCACCAGAUGAAUACAUUCAAAAAUUAGCUACGUGUUACUGGUUUACGGUUGAGUUUGGAUUAUGUAGACAAAAUGGUGAAAUAAAAGCUUAUGGUGCUGGACUGUUGUCAUCGUUUGGUGAAUUACAGUAUUGUGUAAGUGACAAGCCUGAAACAAGAUCAUUCGAACCAGCAAAGACAGCUGAACAACAAUAUCCUAUCACAGAGUUCCAGCCAAUCUAUUAUGUAGCAGAUAGCUUUGAUUCGGCUAAGGAUAAGAUGAGGGCAUUUGCAUCUACUAUACCAAGACCUUUCAGUGUCAGAUACAACCCUUACACACUAUGUGUUGAGGUUAUUGACAGCAAAGAUCAGAUAAUCAAUCUUACAAAGACAAUCAAAGGCGAUUUAUCACUUUUGGAGGAUGCUUUGGCAAAGUUGGGAAACAACAAAAAAGCAUAAUUAUCAUAUCCUGUGGUAGUAAACAUCUGACCACGGAUCAUACACAUGACAAGAACUUGAUCUUUUUUUUUAUCUUUGUUGGACUUUUUGUUUAUGUUCUGUUUACAAAACAAAACUUAGUUUUCUCCUUAAACAAUAUACAGGUUUACAUUGUUGAUAAUCUACAACGGAAAAUAGCUAAUUUUCCACUCACACUGUCAAAUAUGUUUUUAAUAUAUGUUACAUUGUUGAUUUUGUUUUAUUUUAAUUUUCACACAUAACGAGAAUUUUAACUGAUAUAUAUCCAUUUAAUGUUUUACUUAUUUCAUAUGAUGUUACAUUGAAACAUUGUAUAUAUUUGUGAAUAGAACGAUUUUAAUAAAGAUAUGAAUUGAUUUCAUUUAUAUAGAGGAUUUUAAUUCUUGAAGUUAUUAAAUUUGAGUAUGGGUUUAUUUAUAUUUACUCUAAAUAUCAACACAACAAUGAUAAACCUGUUGUUUUUCCCUCGACGGGAUUUGACUCCUGUAUAUAUAACAUUCUAUAUAGUUCGAUUAUAAUUAGAAAAGAAAUUUUGCUCUCUCAACCAAGUACCAUUGUUCUUGACAGAUAACAUUUGUGAAUACAUUUUAAAGUAUGUCGAAGUUGUGCUUUAUUUCAAUCAUUGCAAUGUAAUUAAAGAUAUAGGACAGUAUUGAUUUAAUGUAAUAAUUUUGUUUGCAACAUUGUUAUCUUAAAAUGUAAAGUUUUAUAUCAAAAACUCAAUAGGGCAUAGUAUACAGAGAUUAUAGAAAGUGGUUAUUUUGGCAUACGGCAUGCAGGAUUUGCUUUCAAACUACUAAACUAGGUUGAAGGAUUCUUGCGUUUUCAUAUUUUUAAUUGUUUACACAUUAUACAUGUUAUAUUAUAUAUAAAUGUUUUUGAAAUGACAAACAUUUGGGAUACUGGUAUCUAGUCACAUAUUUUUAUUACACGCUGAUAUUUCCAAGAGUGGAGAUCCCCUUACUAUCUGGCAAUUCUAAUCGAUAUAACGAAAUAGUUUUUAAAAGACCGGCUUUUUAGUGAAAACUUUAUUUGAAUUUAUUAUAAUCUGCUCUGGCACUUUUUAAUUUCAUAAAAAAGUAUAUUGUUAUAUUUUGAUACAUAUAUGUUAUGUUUUUUUAACUGCCAAAAUUUAAAUACUUUUUAAAUAUAUAAGUUUAUCCUUGCUAAGUGGCAUUGAGAACGAUAUUUUAAAUACUGAGAAAGUAAUGUGCAGAAUUUGAUUAAAUUAGGAUAUAGCUACAAGAGCUUACAUUAGAUAUCUUAAAAAAAAGAUCACCAAGUUAACCAGAAAUAUUUGCGAAAGUAUGCUUGUAUAUUUGAUGUAAUAAUUGUCCUAAAACCACAGAUGUUAUUAGAAAUUGUUAUUUUAUUCAUGUUUGAUGCGUUAUUUGUUGACAAUAAACAGGUGAUAUAUG
This is a messenger RNA of Mytilus trossulus (common blue mussel), 2977 nucleotides long. RefSeq names its product protein henna-like. The record is from RefSeq and is a predicted model, not a curated record. The coding region runs from base 189 to 1541 and encodes 450 amino acids. Gene Ontology annotation, molecular function: iron ion binding; phenylalanine 4-monooxygenase activity. The transcript has 13 exons. Gene Ontology annotation, biological process: L-tyrosine biosynthetic process; L-phenylalanine catabolic process. NCBI's taxonomy places the organism in Eukaryota, Metazoa, Mollusca, Bivalvia, Mytilida, Mytilidae.